This is a messenger RNA of Ostertagia ostertagi, 1614 nucleotides long. Lineage: Eukaryota; Metazoa; Nematoda; Chromadorea; Rhabditida; Trichostrongylidae. The record is from the annotation of a GenBank genome assembly.
AUGGUGAUCAAGGCUUACGAACAUUCUCCUAUGCCUUUGAAACGGAUAACCUUCAGCGGAAGAUUAGGUACUAGCGCUAAGGACGGUGACAAUCUUCGGCGGAUCGUAAUACGUGGUUUAAUAUGCAUGGGCCUUGAUAUUGCAAUUACCCUCACGAUUUCAAUCGUUCUGUUUUACAUGUUCGCUGGGUAUGCUGUAUCGCCGUACGAGCGUCCAGUUCCAUGCAAUGAUGAUUCUAUAAAUCGACCUUUCCAAAAUAACACUGUCAGGAUGAAGCAGCUUCUGGCUAUCUCUUUAGGAACACCGUUCUUCAUCAUAUGUUUCGUUGAGGCUAUGAUUUUUCUUGCUUCACAGGGAAGCAACAGGCUCGCGAAUUAUUUCACCACGACAACACUUCUAUAUUUGAAAUAUCUUAUUUCUUUCGCUGUUUGCACGUUCUUAAUGGAGUUCCUGAAAUGCUUCGUCGGCCGUCUCCGACCCCACUUUCUUGCCGUUUGUCAGCCUGAUUGGUCUCGCAUGGAUUGCACGGACAAGGAAUAUAUUCCUGUGUCAGAAACGUUCUGUACGAAUCCUGACACAAGGCGAAUUCGUACGGCUAGAACCUCGUUUCCAUCAGGGCACACUGCGGCCGCUUUUCACGUUUGGAUCUUUCUUGUCAUAUAUUUGUGCAGAAUGGCAAGGAUCACAGCGAUUCCAUCUUUAUACAAAACUCGCAACAUAUUGUUAGCGAUCUUCACGGGCUGGACUGGAUUUACCGCAAUAACCAGGAUCACUGAUUAUUGGCAUUAUCCAAGCGAUGUUCUCGGUGGAAUUUUACUCGCAGCAUCAUGUGUCUUGCCAGUGUUUGGAUGGCAAUGGAGAACUCCCGAAGAUGUUUACGGGUUGCGACGUAGCAUAAUGCCUGGAGAGGAGGAGUUACAUCUGAAAGAAGCAUGCAAGCAUUUUGAAGCUUUAUUCAAUCGAGUUAAGAAGAAGGAGGAGUUUGUCGACUGGAUUCACACCACCUAUUGUGAGGGUGAAGACUGCGCUAAACCAAUGUUCGUGAUUGAUUCCAUAAGCAAACUGCGUGAGAUAGCGGACCACAUAAAAGCGAAGAUUCCCGACGGAUCUGUCCAAACGGAGAAAUUGAUAUGGCCAAGCAGUGGGCAUGAUGCAGAUUGCAAAGAGAAAAACACAGUUCACGUUGACUGCUUUUUGUAUGAUGAUCAUUCAAUGCAGGCAAUGAUUGCUGCAGGAACGUCGCAACGGAGAUUCUGUGUUGACUGUGGUUCCAGAAAUAUCAAGGAUUUAAACUUUAUAAGUCACAGCCUAGCGCACUGUCAGCUAGAGUUCAUCUUCACCCAGCUUGUUCCUCUGAAAUCACAACCGGAAGGAUUUCGUGUCUUAGAUAUCGGUUCUCGUCUAGGAGCAGUCAUAUAUGCAGCCUCUUUGUACGGUUGCGGAAAGGUAUCGGUAACCGGAGUGGAGCUUAAUGAGGAGCUGGUUAAGCUUCAAGAGGAGGUGAUCAGUAAUUUCAACCUGCAGAUGUUCGAACACAAGCCGGAUCUGAUUAGCCGUGCUGAUCUUAUCAUUAUGAACAAUGUGUUCUCCUUUUUCAUGGAAGCUGACGAACAG